AUGCUACCCAAUAAAGCUCAGCGGAUGUCCGAGCCGACAGCGCCAAGACGACCAAUCGCCCGGAGAAAGCGGAGACCCUUGUCUUGCUCUCUGUGCCGACGACGGAAACUUGCUUGCGACCGUGAAUAUCCGUCCUGCAGUCGGUGUCGAAAAACCGGGAACUCUGAUUCUUGCUCGUACGAGGAUGCUCCUGUCCCGUCGCGUAACAGUCAGCGAAGAACAGUUGUGCUGGGGGAAAACACACCCGCUACCCCGGUCCUUGGGAACACUACAUCGUCUGCUUCGGUAGAAGGCUAUAGGGCAGACGAUAACACUCGACCCAUUGUGCAGGACUUGACAGAACACGCAGGUACUUGGCAGCUGAUAGGUGGUGAUGUUGAUGGAGCUACGACCAGUAAAGAGCGUCCGGCCAUUAAAGCCGACGUAACUGAACUGACGUAUCCCCCCGAACCAAUGUCAACUGAGGCUGUCAUCUUCCGAGGGAAGAAUUACAAGACACAGUAUUAUGGGAGUACAAACCCCACUAGUUUGAUCGGCCAUUUCCCCGAGCUUCGGGCUUACAUGAAGGAGACGAUCAAGCACCAUGCUUCUUUACCCGGUGUCCAGAAAGAACUGAAAGCAUUGGACACGAAAUGGAAGUAUGAGAAACCCAACAACCUUGCGGUCAAAACUGCGGACUUGUUGCUGCUGCUCCCAGACCAGGAACAGAUGGACGCAGCCAUUCGGCUAUAUUUCGAAACAUUCGAAACGAUGCACAGAAUUGUGCACAGGCCGACUUUCAUGGAGGAGUAUGACCAGUUGCAGAAGGAUCGAUCAGCUGCAAAACCAGGAUUCAUUGUCCUCAUUCUAUUGAUCAUGGCCACCGUCAGCUGCACAACGACAACUGACCGAACUUACGUGGGUAGCAGUAGUCUCGGUCGAGAACGGGGAUCGCUGUGGAUUGAAACGGCCGAAGCGUGGCUUGCAAAGCAGAGCAAGAAGAAUAUCUACCUGGUCAUAUGGCAGAUUCGCUGUCUACUCGUGCUUGCAAAACAAAUGUGCCGCUACAAGAAGAAGCGCAUGUGGUCGGUGGCGGGUGACCUGGUGAGAGAGGGAAUGGCGGCUGGCUUUCAUCGCGACCCAAGCCGUCUGGGGGGCAAGAUAUCUUUUUUCGACCAGGAGAUUCGCCGGAGACUGUGGGCGACAAUGACUGAGUUGGAGCUACAGGCUUCGGUCGAGCGAGGACUGCCAUCAGCCUUAGCUGCGAUCCAAAUGGAUUGUGCUCCUCCGGUUGAUAUCGACGAUGAAGGUCUGAGACCCGAAUCCUGUUCUACAGAGACACAAGGAUCGCCUGGGCAUCGUACAUCGACUUUGUUCUUGCGGUUAUGUAGGAACAGCCUGGACUUGCGCGUGUCCUUAAAUUCUCGGAUGAAUGAUCUGACCUCGGAUUUGCCAUAUGAGGAUAUCCUCAGAUACGAAGACAUGAUCAUGAGUGAACUUAAGAAGCUUCCCUCUUCAAGCGACAACAGCGAUGAUACUAAUGACAAAGGCCUAUCUCAGAUGGCAAGGGUAGUCCUAGAUCUGCAACUGCGGCAGUUCCUUGUCUUACUCCACGCCCCCUUUGCUAGAAAGGCAGAAAAUAAUACACGAUACACAGUAUCAAGGAUGGUUUGUUUCAAUGCCGCUGCCAGCAUGAUUGACCAGCAUUGGCGGCUGGUACAGGCUGGGAAUCCCAUGCUAUUGCUUUUGAGACAUGACUACUUCCGCGGAGCAUUAAACCUUUCUCACUACGCAUUUAUAUCCUCAGGAAUCAAGGCCGAUAUAUGUGUCCCAAUCGACCAGAAUGCAAUAUUGCAAUAUAUCCAGAAUGCGCUGUCCAUGUUGGAGGACAGCAUCACUUAUCUUGGAACCGGAUUCACGUAUCACUGGUACAUUUCUGCUGCAAUUUCCUUUUUGCGAUCACAGUCACAACCGGUAAAGUCCAGCACACUCAAGCAGGAAGCAAUUAACCAAGUCGUCAAACAAUAUUACCGAGUACUUGCAUCACAAGAACAGUUCCCUCGCGCCAAGGAGAAGAUCUAUUCCUCACAAUUCAGACAGGGUGAACCCUCCGAAGCUGAGUGCCAGUUUACCAGUGAUAAUGUGCUGGACCCAACGGAGAUGUCCUUGGACGAUGUGGGGUUUUCUCAGUUUGAUCCAACUGUUCAAUCGAUGGAGCAAUAUUUCUUCGGCGAUCCUGCCGCUUGGACAUUCGACGAUCUGUGGGAGGUAGCAUAG
This is a messenger RNA of Aspergillus nomiae NRRL 13137, 2256 nucleotides long. RefSeq lists its product as uncharacterized. The coding region runs from base 1 to 2256 and encodes 751 amino acids. The transcript has 5 exons. The record is from RefSeq and is a predicted model, not a curated record. Gene Ontology annotation, cellular component: nucleus. NCBI's taxonomy places the organism in Eukaryota, Fungi, Ascomycota, Eurotiomycetes, Eurotiales, Aspergillaceae. Gene Ontology annotation, biological process: regulation of transcription by RNA polymerase II; DNA-templated transcription. Gene Ontology annotation, molecular function: DNA-binding transcription activator activity, RNA polymerase II-specific; zinc ion binding; RNA polymerase II cis-regulatory region sequence-specific DNA binding.